AUGUUAUAGCUUGUUAAUUUCACAAGAUCUAAGUUAGCACUCAAGAGUGCAUAGCAAUUCAGUGGAGGUCAUCAUCACAAUAAAGUAGAGGGCAGAAUCAAGGUCAAUGAUAAAAUCGUAUGGAUCAACGUUGUCCCACCUGAUGGUAUUCCAAGAAGAAUUGCUGGCUUUGAAAAUGAGAGUUUACUAGAGGUUAUUAAUAGAGGGCAUGUUCCAGGCAUCUACAAUGAAUGCGAUGGUGGAGAUAACGAGUUAAAGCCACAUCAAGUUCCAAUUGACUUCUAUACUUCUGGCGCUUAAUGUGGCCAGUGUCAAGUCGUUGUUGCCGACCCAUGGUUUGACAAGCUUAACAAAGUUCUUGAUUUCGAAGACAACAGACUAUUGAGAACUUUGACUAAUACAGCCACCAACAGUAGACUGGCUUGCUGCGUCAGAGUCACUCCAGCACUCAAUGAAAUGAUCGUGGUUAUUGGGAAUAAUAGACAAGGUAGUGGCGAGUUCUUCACUGGUACCGACCCAGCAGCAUUCUGA
Molecule: messenger RNA, 531 nt
Organism: Stylonychia lemnae
Lineage: Eukaryota; Ciliophora; Spirotrichea; Sporadotrichida; Oxytrichidae
Source: the annotation of a GenBank genome assembly